This is a messenger RNA of Ylistrum balloti, 1880 nucleotides long. RefSeq names its product alpha-ketoglutarate-dependent dioxygenase alkB homolog 4-like. Gene Ontology annotation, biological process: oxidative demethylation. The record is from RefSeq and is a predicted model, not a curated record. Lineage: Eukaryota; Metazoa; Mollusca; Bivalvia; Pectinida; Pectinidae. Gene Ontology annotation, molecular function: demethylase activity; oxidoreductase activity. The coding region runs from base 1 to 801 and encodes 266 amino acids. The transcript is spliced from 3 exons.
AUGGAGACGUGCGGAUGUAAAGGCAUACGCACAUGUGUUAUUUGUGAGGGACAGGGGAAGCUACCAGUAGGAUCAGAACAAAGGGGUGAAUGUACCUACUACUGUGAAUUCUGUGGUAAGGCAUGGUCAGACAGCAGUUCACCAUGGAAACAUCAUCCUGAUCACCAUGGUACCCCUGUAGAAUUUCCAGGAAUAAAAAUCAUCCAGAAUUUUGUCUCUGAAGAGGAAGAAAAACAUAUAAGUGAGGAAAUAUACAGAGUUCCAUUUGCUGUUUCUCAGUCUGGAAGAAGAAAACAGGAUUAUGGGCCGAAAGUGAAUUUUAAGAAGAAAAAGUUGAAGUGUGAUGUAUUUACUGGAUUACCAAGCUUCAGUGAACUGCUGUACCGACGGAUGAAGGAAGUGAAAGAGCUUAAAGACUUUACACCUGUAGAGCUAUGCAACCUGGAGUACUCUCCCCUUAGAGGUUCUGCCAUUGAUCCCCACUUUGAUGAUUUCUGGUUGUGGGGUGAGAGACUUGUGACCCUGAAUUUGUUGUCAGACACUUUUCUUUACUUUGUUAAGGAUGGUGAGGAUAUGGAGGUAAAGGUGCCACUCUAUCAGAGAUCUUUAAUCAUUGUGUAUGGACAGGCACGGCACAUCUGGAAACAUGGCAUACACAGGGAGGACAUCACAGAAGACCGGAUUGCCAUCACACUUAGAGAGUUGUCUGACGAGUUUCAAAAAGAUGACAAAUUAACAGAUAUAGGACAAAAACUUAAAGAUGUAGCACUGAGUUUUCAAGGACAAAUGGUUGGUUCCUAAUACAAUAUAUAUUUGUAAGUGAUCUCUGUGUGAUUGUGAUAUAAAAAGAAAAAGAUUUUAGUUAAGAAAAUUUGAAUAUGAUCUUCUUUAAUAAAUUAUGAAUUGUAAAAUUUUAGCAAGGGUAUGAGUAAGAGGAUUUUGACUAGAACAGGUCUGUAGAAAGUGAAACAAAAUGUUGUCACCACAGGGACCAUUGACAUGGGGAUUGACAUGUAGAUUGAUAUCACUUUUCUCAUAAAAUUCUAAUAAAAAUUUAGUUAAAAGAAUGAAAUUAUCUCCCUUGAUAGAGGCUGGAAAUGCAGAAGUAAUGAUAUUAUUAGUAUUACUUCAAAUUAGUUUUGCCUUGCUAGUGGGUGAGACAGGUCUUCUAUACCUCUUCACCCAAAUGGUGAGACCUAACUUAGGUUUUGAUUUAUCUCCAUGAAGGAAAAUUGUCUCACAUAUGUUAUUGUUGUAUUAUGGUAAUAUCACAUUCACACUACACUAUUUACACAAAGAGUUAUAGGAAUUGUCGGUCACGUCUGUAAAAUUUGGAAGGGUAAUACAUGUACAUUUACAAACAAAUCUUGACCAUUGAUCUUUUCGACAGAUCCUGUCCUUUAUAAGAUGUCUCCUCCUUUUUUAUCCUGUCUGCUUAUCAACACAUUGCCAAUCAAAAAUGUUCUUAAAUAAUUUACUUGUAAAACUAAAAAUGUUUUUCCAAUGCUCUUCAUCCAAAAAUAUAUAUUUAGUCAAUUAGUGAAUAAAUAUUUUUUUUUUUGCAGAAUUAACAUGUUAUAAAUGGAUGAAUAAUUGUGUGAUCUGUUUUUUUCCGGUCAGGUUCUUUACAAUAAGAUAAAAUUAACAUAUAUGAAAGGGUAAUUCCUCCCGUUAUUCUUCUCAAGAUUUAGUUUCUUGUCAAUAAGAGUUGUCUCCCCUCCCAUAUAAUCAGUGAAAGGGGAGCGGAAUGGAUAAGAAUGGGUGUGUUCACUGACUAUUUGACUCUGAUUACAGGAUGGCAGCUCUUACAUUGGGUGGUCAUUAAAUAAAAUAAGUAUUAACGCAUGAAAAUGAACAAUAAAGUCUUAAGAACUUCAAAA